Messenger RNA from Nerophis ophidion (straightnose pipefish), 1916 nucleotides. Its product is annotated as gastrula zinc finger protein XlCGF8.2DB-like. The transcript is spliced from 3 exons. Gene Ontology annotation, biological process: regulation of transcription by RNA polymerase II. Gene Ontology annotation, molecular function: DNA-binding transcription factor activity, RNA polymerase II-specific; RNA polymerase II cis-regulatory region sequence-specific DNA binding. Bases 430 to 1254 code for a protein of 274 amino acids. The record is from RefSeq and is a predicted model, not a curated record. NCBI's taxonomy places the organism in Eukaryota, Metazoa, Chordata, Actinopteri, Syngnathiformes, Syngnathidae.
CAGAACUUUCCAGAGCAAAGGAGGAAAACUAUCAACUACUGGACGUUCUUUUCAAGAAACAUCAAGUUGUGUUACACAGAACAGCAGGGGGAGCUCAUCACUAGUACUACUGCGUGGAGGCUGGCAUGUGACCUCGAAGAAGAACCUCUACCUCAUGAGCAGGAGGUGGAACCACAAUGUCCCUAUGGACAUGAGGAAGAAGAGGUUCCACAUUCCCAACACAUUAAAGAGGGAGGGCAAGAGCCACAGUCCCCCCACAUUAAAAAGGAAGCAGCAGAACACAGCAUCAGUCAUGAAGGAGAGCACAUUGAAGGACUGGAGGAGUUCCCAGUGACUGGUGUCCCUGUGAAGAGUGAAGAUGAUGAGGUCAAAGGUGAAAGUGAGGAGAGGGGAGGGGGGGAGCCUCCAAGCAGCAGCUCAACACAACACAUGACAACAGAAGCUGAUGGAGACCACUGUGGAGGAUCACAAGCAGACAAGCUCUUAGCUCCACUAUCAGAUAGUGAGGACACAACGUCACACUCUCCUGACACUGAUGAUGAAGACUCUAAAGAUGAUAAGACAUGUCACACUGACAACACUCACUUCACAUGUUCUCUCUGUGACAAAACCUUUAAAUACUGUCGUAAUCGGAAAAGACACAUGAGAACACACACUGGAGAAAACCCUUUUACCUGUUCACUUUGUAGUAAAGGAUUUGCGCAAAGUCACAAUUUGAAAGUGCACAUGAGAACACACACUGGUGAAAAACCUUUCAUCUGUUCAAUCUGUGGUAAAGGUUUUACAGAAAGUCAGAAUUUGAAAAGACACAACAGAACACACACUGGUGAAAAAUCGCAUUCCUGUUCAAUCUGUUGCAAAUAUUUUGUACAAAGUCAACAUUUGAAAGUACACAUGAGAACACACACUGGUGAAAAACCUUUUUCCUGUUCAAUGUGUGAUAAAGGUUUCACACAAAAUCACCAUUUGAAAGAACACAUGAGCACACACUCUGGUGAAAAACUGUUUUCCUGUGGUAAAAGUUUCACUCAAAAUCAGUGUUUGAAAAGACACAUGAGAACCCACACUGGUGAAAAAACAUAUUCCUGUUCAAUCUGCAAUAGAAGCUUUUGUGACCCAUCAAACCUUAUAAGACACAUGAGAAGACACACAGGAGAGAAAGUGUUGAGUUGCAGUGUGUGUGGUGAAAGAUUCUCUUCUAAGUACCAGUGUAAGAAACACAAGUGUGCUGGUGGGAACAGCAGCAGCAAAUGAAACUGCAGGAUUUUAAAUAAACUGUCAAGACUUUAAUUGUGACUUUCUAACAACAUCAGCACAUAUAACAUGUGUGACAUUGUUGUUUGUGUAACAAUAUUUUUAAUAUGCUUCUACAUUUAUAUAAUAGAUAUUUUAUAUUGGUGCUUUUUUAGUCAAGUACAUGCAUUAAUAUGCAACAUUGUGUACCUUUAUCAAAUUGGAACAGAACAAUUUGAAAAGGUGAGAGUAAACAGUGCAAUACAUAUUUUACAUACAGUAAACAUGUGUAUAUAUAUUCAUCAGACAAUUUUAGACUUAUUCUAUUCUGUUUUCAUAGGUGUUUGAAAUAUUGAAGUGUUACAUAUUUUUAUUUGUAAUUGUUAAUGAUCCCAUAGAUUAGCACCUUUUAUAUGUUAUACAUAUGAACUGGUUCACAUCUGAAACAUCUUCUGGACCACUUCAGGAAGCUUAUUAUUAUUUACUUUGUACAUCAUUUGAACAGUUGUCUUUUAUACAAUUUAAAAAUGUGUGACUUUAUGAAUCAUUUGUUGGGUCUCUAUAAUCCAUUUUAUUAAUGAUCUUUAGUCCUCUCUUUUGUAAUAUGAUGAUUGUGUUAUGAUUGUUUUAUUUGUAUGUCCCCAGACCUUUAUGCAAUAUAAAAGUGAGAGAAAAAGGCUGAA